CGGUGCUAGGUGGAGGGAAGGAAGGAGGGAGCCGGGGAGCGGGCCAGCGGACCAGCUUCGCCGCGGUCGGCUUGGGGAGCGGGAGGAGGCAGCGGCCCGAGAGCCAGGCGGAACCUGCGGAGGCGGCGGUGGCAGCCGCGGCGCCGGGAGCAGGAACAGGAUCAAACCUCCAUACCAGGGACCAGGCUGAAACCAGACUACUACUGCCCCUACCUGGGCCCCGUGGAAAGCAGACACUGUAAUCAUGGGCAAUAUCUUUGGGAACCUUCUGAAGAGUCUGAUUGGAAAGAAGGAGAUGCGCAUCCUGAUGGUGGGCCUGGAUGCUGCAGGAAAGACCACCAUCCUGUAUAAGCUGAAACUUGGGGAGAUUGUCACCACCAUCCCCACCAUUGGGUUUAAUGUGGAGACAGUGGAAUAUAAGAAUAUCAGCUUCACAGUAUGGGACGUAGGUGGCCAGGAUAAGAUCCGGCCCCUCUGGAGACACUACUUCCAGAACACCCAAGGCUUGAUAUUUGUGGUUGACAGCAACGACCGGGAGCGGGUAAACGAGGCCCGAGAAGAGCUGAUGCGGAUGCUGGCCGAGGACGAGCUUCGUGAUGCUGUGCUGCUCGUGUUUGCAAACAAGCAGGAUUUGCCGAAUGCUAUGAAUGCUGCUGAAAUCACAGACAAGCUGGGGCUGCAUUCUCUGCGUCACCGCAAUUGGUACAUUCAGGCCACCUGUGCUACCAGCGGGGACGGGCUGUAUGAAGGCUUGGACUGGCUGGCCAAUCAGCUCAAAAACAAGAAGUGAGAGCCAGGCAGCCCUAUCCGACCACCCCACCCUCUCCUGACACACCUGUUGUCUCCCUACCCCACCUUCCCCUUUCUUCCUCUUAAAAGUGUGGCCAAGGUCCUGGGUAUCACAUCCACAUGCUCAGCAAGAACCUUGCCUCCCGUGCCUCCCUCUCUCCUUCCCGGUCCACUGACAUGAUCAGCCCCCAACUGCUGUCCUGAUGAUGAACCAUUCCAAUUUACUGGAUUUAAAACAAAAUGAGGCUGUUAUGGUUUCCUGGGGUGGUCCCCCUUGGUUUCAGGAGGAGGAGUGGGUGUUCUCUCUGUUGCUGUGUGGCACUGGUUGCUGUGCUCUUGGCAUCUGAGCCCCUUCUGUGUCUCCCCGGCCAUUCUCCUCCCUGUCCUCCUUUCCUUCUGCACCCUCUCCUCUUCUCCAUGGAAACCGCACGGGCCUCUCUGUGUGCGUGCAUGUGUGCGCCUGUAUAUCCGUGUAGAGAGAGAUAUGUGGAGGUCGGGGGAGGGAGGGGCGUCCAGCCAGGACACUGUGCACUGGAGCCUAUCAUCCGCCUUCCGUGUUGGGAGAUAAGGGGGUGUGGGCGGGUGCAUCGCUCUCCUCUCUGCAGGGGCGUACCUGGAUGUUAGGCUCGAGGAUGGGCUCUGCAGCCAUCUUCCUUAAACUCCUCCUCCUCUGUGAGCGCAUGAAAUGGCACUGAUCUCUGGAUGACUGUUCUAAGGAGUUGCCGUUCUACUCUGCCUCAUUAGUAGGAAGGAGAGUGGAGCCCCUCAUUUUGACUAGUCCGGAGUGUUGUAUUGAUUCUCCCCCACUCUCCUUAAGUCUGCUCGCCAGGAGCUCAGAGGGAGGUGGGUUAGUGGGACCUGGUGUAUUUGGGACCUGAGUGUUGAGGGGUGGAAUGUGGUCUGGGGAAGGCCUCCAGGCACAGAGAAGUCCUGUUCCUGCCUCCUGUACUUUCCUCAGUCUUCUGGUCUUGGGCUGGGUGGUUCCAUCUGUCCUUUGUCAGAGAUUUGCUCCCUUAGUAGCCCUGCUGGCCUAACAAGGACUGACCAGGUGGAGUAAUAGCAGACCUAGUAUCAACGCCUGUUUUCCACUUCUCUGUCUAGCUCAGGACAGCUGAGAGAUGACUUUGUGUUCGUGGGCCUUUCGCAGUCCUCACUGUCCUCCCCUCCUUCCUGGCAGCGCUCCCCAGUCCUCACACACUGUCCCUGAGUAGGUCUGCGGGGUUGGAAUGGAGGAAACAGGCCCCCGCGUGACUAGUGCCAGGACAGUGGUCUUCAGGGCCCUCCCUCCAGCAUUCUGAAGUUCUGCUGCUGCUGCUGCUGCAGCACUGUUGAGGGCACUUGUCCUUUAGGCUAUGACCUGGGUUCUGACUUGUCACUGCACUGAAGCUGUGGCUGUUCUGUGGGCUCCUGUGUGUGCUGGCUGCGCCCUGAGCUCCAGAGCAGCUGCCCGUGACCUCUCUGCCAAGGUUAGGACCCUGGGCUCUGCAGCAUGGCUAAGGGCCCUUCCCAGGAGGGCCGUUCUGAGCCAGGUUUCCUGCCACCUUUGUGGACAGCAGGCAGAUCAGUUCCUCAUCCUGCCCCAGCUGAAGUGUGAGGUCCAGGGCCUCUCCCCCAGUGCAGAUAGUGCUGUUACCCCAGCUGCCGUGUGACUGUACUCUAGACCUGUGUGUGUGUGUGUGUGUGCGCGCGUGUGUGUGUGAUCUGUACGUGGGGGUGCCAGGGGUCGUUCCUUUUUAAAAUGGGUUCUUUCCUCUCACUCCAGACACUGCCCUUCACACUUCCUUUGCUGUCUUCUGUUUAUGUCCCACCUCUGUUGCUGCUCUGUGAGCUCUUUGCCUUCUCUGUUCAUUUACGAUUGUUGCCUGUUUGUCCUCUUCCUUGUGUUGUCUUCUAUUUGGUUUUCUGCUCUAUCUUUGUGAUUGGUGAGGACUCUGCCUCGUUCUCUGCCACUUUCUGAACUUCCCCGCUUAGAUGCUACUUGCAAAUAGGUUUUGUACAUUGCAGGCUUCGUUCCACUCCUCUGUUCCUUACCGCAGCGUCUUAUUUUUCUCCACCUCCUGGAACCUCCGGAGGCUGAGCAGGCUGAAGCAGCCUUGAAUGUUGCCUUGGUGCUGCUCCAGAUUUGUCCAGCAGGGGGCAGUAACAUCUUGGUAGCAUCUCGGGCUCUUGCGGGGAGAGGGGAGAUGUUUCUACAUUCCCUUUCAGCUAACCGGUCUUUGGGUUAGGUGUUUCAUUCUGUUUUUGUGAGCUCCUUCUCUUGCUUUUCUCAAGUUGGUUUAAUUUUUUUUUCUUCCUUGUUCUAAGCUUUUUUUCUAGGGACUCCCCCUUUCCUCUGCCUCCCAGAUUUGUGGUGUUACAGUGGUGUCUGCAGUUCUGAAGUGGGUUUUUCUUUUUCCUUUUUCUGGAAUGUAGACUGUAUAUGUUUAAUAACUCACCUUCUUUAUCCUUUCUCAAAAGUGUGGGAUAAUGCAGCGACUGUGACCCUGGUUGGAAAUUAAACUUGUUUUAUGCA
Molecule: messenger RNA, 3301 nt
Organism: Psammomys obesus (fat sand rat)
Lineage: Eukaryota; Metazoa; Chordata; Mammalia; Rodentia; Muridae
Gene: Arf3
Product: ADP ribosylation factor 3
Exons: 5
Coding region: 245-790 (181 amino acids)
Biological process (GO): vesicle-mediated transport; intracellular protein transport
Cellular component (GO): plasma membrane; cytoplasm
Molecular function (GO): GTP binding; GTPase activity
Source: RefSeq, a predicted model, not a curated record